Cuculus canorus (common cuckoo) is the source of this 4261-nucleotide messenger RNA. It is a transcript of the gene PARVA, whose product is annotated as parvin alpha. Gene Ontology annotation, cellular component: focal adhesion; actin cytoskeleton; cytoplasm. Gene Ontology annotation, biological process: substrate adhesion-dependent cell spreading; actin cytoskeleton organization; establishment or maintenance of cell polarity. Bases 115 to 1233 code for a protein of 372 amino acids. The transcript has 13 exons. The record is from RefSeq and is a predicted model, not a curated record. Gene Ontology annotation, molecular function: actin binding. NCBI's taxonomy places the organism in Eukaryota, Metazoa, Chordata, Aves, Cuculiformes, Cuculidae.
AGCUGCCUCAAAUGCUUGAAAUAAUUCCGCUUCCGUUCAGAUCCGGGAACGGCCUCCCACGGCAUCGGGGCCUCGGACCCGUCUCCUCCAUCCCCAAGCGGCGGCCGGGCCAGCAUGGCAACCUCCCCGCAGAAAUCCCCUUCUUCUCCCAAGUCGCCCACCCCCAAAUCUCCCCCGUCCAGAAAGAAAGAUGACUCCUUCCUCGGCAAGCUGGGCGGCACGCUGGCCAGGAGGAAAAAAGCCAAGGAAGUAUCUGAAUUACAGGAAGAAGGAAUAAAUGCCAUUAACUUACCUCUCAGUCCAAUUCCAUUUGAACUAGACCCUGAGGACACUAUGCUAGAAGAAAAUGAAGUUCGAACAAUGGUUGAUCCAAAUUCAAGAAAUGACCCCAAAUUGCAAGAACUAAUGAAGGUAUUAAUUGACUGGAUUAAUGAUGUGUUGGUAGGAGAGAGGAUUAUUGUGAAAGACUUGGCUGAAGACCUGUAUGAUGGACAAGUAUUGCAGAAAUUAUUUGAGAAACUUGAAAGUGAGAAGUUGAAUGUUGCUGAAGUUACUCAGUCUGAAAUUGCUCAGAAACAGAAGCUACAGACAGUGCUUGAAAAGAUCAACGAAACCCUCAAACUCCCUCCAAGAAGCAUUAAAUGGAAUGUUGACUCUGUUCACGCUAAAAGUCUGGUAGCAAUACUUCAUCUUCUGGUUGCAUUAUCACAGUAUUUUCGAGCACCAAUCAGACUUCCAGAUCAUGUGUCCGUUCAGGUGGUUGUUGUGCAGAAACGAGAAGGAAUCCUCCAGUCUCGACAAAUCCAAGAGGAAAUAACUGGUAACACUGAGGCAUUAUCAGGAAGGCAUGAAAGAGAUGCAUUUGAUACUUUAUUUGACCAUGCUCCAGACAAGCUCAAUGUAGUGAAAAAGACUCUCAUCACUUUUGUGAACAAGCAUCUGAAUAAACUGAAUUUGGAGGUCACUGAACUGGAGACCCAGUUUGCAGAUGGUGUGUACUUAGUCCUGCUAAUGGGUCUCCUAGAAGGCUAUUUUGUUCCUCUACACAGCUUUUUCUUGACUCCUGAUAGUUUUGAACAAAAGGUCCUCAACGUAUCCUUUGCAUUUGAGCUAAUGCAAGAUGGUGGAUUGGAAAAACCAAAACCAAGACCAGAAGAUAUUGUAAAUUGUGACUUGAAGUCUACAUUGAGGGUACUGUACAAUUUGUUCACCAAAUACAGGAACGUGGAGUGAAGAAUUGAUUUGGGAUGUAAAAGAUUGUUAACAAAGAAAGCAUUGUAAAUAGCCUAUUUUUCAUUGGUAUUCCUCUGCAUCUUUAUGCUAAAAGAAACCGAACCAUUUGUCUGAAGAAUUUUUUAUUGAUUAUACUUGCACUACUAUUUUCAUAGUAGAUUCAAAACUAAUAUAAAUCAUGAAGAAAAAAGUUUGGAGGAAGAUAUUUGGGUAUUUUCUGGGAGAAUUCAUGUCUCAGUAGUAACAACGCUCUUCAUACUCUUGUAGUAGGUGAAGCAAGAAUGAAAAAAAGAUUUAGUAACUAAUCCAAGUCAGCCUUUGAAACCAAUCAUAAGAAGAUUCAGCACUGACUAUUUUAAUAUUUUUUACAUGUAUCUUUUCUAAUACAGAGAUUUUCCAUCUGUGAUAAAAUGAUUGCAUUCUCGUUAUGAGAAAUGUGCAUGGGGAGAAACAGUUAAAUACUCUUGUUCGCAGGUAAAAAGAAGAGACUUUCUCAAGCACUUAAUCUGAUUAAUUUAUAUUUCCAGUGCUUCUGGGCUUUAAUUUUAUGGGUACAAAGUGGCUAUUCAUUCCUUCAGACUUAUUAUAAUGUGAUACUCUGCCUUUAAUAUGUGUUAUUGAGCAUUCCAUGUAUGCAGACUUUGCAGCUUGUCACUUGGUUUUGUUCAAGGAAGAGAUCUUCUUUGCAAAAAAGUUCACAUUUCGGGAAAACACACCUGUAUAAUACAGUUUCCCUUUAAUAUCUGUAUAGUUAUGUAGUAUUAGAAAGUAAAAGAGUGGCUUGUUCUUCUUUUAACGGUUUAAACAUAGGAUUACCAGGUUGCAAGUAUAGAAUUAUUGCUAAAUAGGAUUUAGAAUCUGUCUCUUUGGUUGAUUUUAUGAUGACUAUGUUUUGCUGCAUAAUAUCCAACACAAAAAAUAGGAUUUAUUUUCCAGAAACAUUCCUGUAGCCUUUCAGAUACAAAAGCAUUGGUUUUAGGUCAAAACUACUCCCAUCUGCAAAGACUCUGUUACAGUGUAAGGUUCUUUAGUCAUUUUAUAUGGCUAUAAUUAGUAUGCUUUUUCUAAUCAUGACCAAGUAUAAGCUGUUAUCUGUUUGAUUUUAGCCUUAACAAAGGCACAAAAGAGAAAUGGGAGUUGUUUCUUCUCUUAGACUUGAUAUCAAGCACCAAUUGUGUUUCUAUAAAGAAGCUGGUAGAGAUUGCCAGAGUCCUCAAAAACUCUGCUGGCUAAAGGUUAAAUCAGUGAUUUGCUAGAAGUCUUGAUGUUAGUAUUAGAUGCCUUUCGAAAAGAAGGGUUCCGGUACAACCACAGGUUAUUGGGAUCCUGGAUUACAUAGUAAGGAAAUUACUGGAUGACUUCAGAAAUCCUUGGACUGCUCAGUGCAGGAAAGAGACUUGUUAGUAGUCACCUAAUUAUGGCAGAACUGGUAUAGGUGAAAGGGAGAGAAGUCUGCCAGCUCUUAAAUCUAUUAAUCUAAAGAAAUGUAGUGCUGGCUAGAAUGGUCAAUAACAGCUAUGUAUUCUUUAGUAUAUAAAGCAUUACAUAUUUUUCUAUUUUCCAGGACUUUUUUUUUAAUGUAGAGUUUUGCAGUGCAACAUGAGCAUCAGAGGAAGACAAGCAAUUGCAUUCUGUCUUCAGUGAACACUAACUGAUGUUUAAUGACAAGAUGAUACUGAUUUCUGCUGGGGGGCCACAGAAAUCAUUUUUCUGAGAAGUAAAUAUUAACUUUUGUGAAGGAAAGUCAAUAUUUAAUUCAAAGGAAAAUACCUGGAUGUUCUCUAUACUCAGAUAUUGUUGUCUAAUUGUUAUAAACAUUCUAAAUAUCUUUAUUAAAGUAUCUUGUUACCUCUAUAUUUUUAACUGAGUUUCUGAAAUUAGAAGUGCAGAAAAUAAGUUAUUUGCCUUUUACAUGGGUAAAUAACUGGAUAUUUUGACCUCGGUGAAAAUGAACGUGUUUUCACUAUAUCUUUAAUAUUUGAGAAGCUAAAGUACAGGAAUUAACAAACCAUUCUUUGAGCAAUCUAAGACAGAACCUUUUGUGUAUAUACCAGCAGCAAUUUCAGCUUAUUUUAAUGUUUCAUAUGUUUUUCACUUGCACACGUAGACUGUAGUAAUUCUAGUUGUUAAUUAAAAAAUACAUGAUGUUUUUUCUGCAGAUCAUGCUCAGCUGAAAUACUCUCUUACAUCUCAGCAAGGCCAAAACAUUUUGAUUACACUUAUUUUCACGAGUGCACUUUCUUUAAAGAGGAGAUUUAUAUAUGUAAAGGAGAAAGGUUAGGAACAGUGAAAUUGGUUUUUGCUUGGACUUGAAAAUAGGUAUUCCUGUGCUAUAUCAGUAUAACAUUUUUAAUUCUGUCAGACUUCAUUUUCCAUCCUUAAAAAACAAAACUGAGACAGAAUGAUGAAAUCCCCAUGCUGAAAUGCCAUUAUGCAGUACCAUAGAAACAUUUAAACAAUAUCCAUCCUUUGCACAAUUAUCUAUCUUAUAGUAAGAAUUUAUGUAAAUUAAAACCUGCUAUAUAAACAACAGUGUCCUAUGUAAAUAUAGAACCAUGUGAUAGUUCUAACACAUUCACACAAAUAGUCUAUGCUGCCAUGUAGGAAUGUGUCACUGCUUGUAUUUUUGACAGUGUAGAUUUAAAUAGCUAUCAGAUAACUAUGAAAUCUAAUAUACAGAUUAUAUCUAAUAUUUAUUGCUUUGAUACAGAAGAUUAUAGAACUGUAGAAUACUACUGUAGACAGUUUGCUUUUCAGCAGUGUAUGCCAACAUCUUCCUUCAGGGAAGAAAAAUGUUAAGUUAGCUGGGCCAAAUUCUGCUGACGCCUCUGAUGCUUUUAUUCUUGAUACACAGUGAUGUAUACUGAUGUACUGCUGAAUGCAGAAUUUUCCUUGCUGUUUAUAUUAAGGUAGAAGUUGUUUAAAUUUUAGGUCAAUCCUGGUUUUAUUUAUAAUUUCUUUAAUCAUUAAAUAGAUCCAAAUCAAUUGAUUUCACCCAUGUAAGAUAAUGAAUUGUCACCUGGAGAGG